Cylicocyclus nassatus is the source of this 3735-nucleotide messenger RNA. The record is from the annotation of a GenBank genome assembly. Lineage: Eukaryota; Metazoa; Nematoda; Chromadorea; Rhabditida; Strongylidae.
AUGGCAAACAGCGUAAUCCUUACGGUAGAUGUGCAAUCCGGUCAGCUUUUGUCGCUCGAACAGAGAGUUGCAAGGCUACAAACACAGCCUAUAAAUAUAAAAGUAAACAUUACCGGUAAUGCCUUGUCUAUGUCGGAAAAACAAAUCAAUGCGCUUGCAAGGCUUGCCUCAGCGCAGGUAAAGCAGGAUAACGCAAACGCAAAGCUGACCGUAUCGAGCAAUAAUCUUGCAAUUUCCCAAAACAAACUUGCCAUAGAGCAGGAAAGAACGGCGCAGUCAACAAACAGGGUUGCAUUGGAGCAGGAAAGGCAGGCAACGGCAGGAGCAAGAGCCGCAGCCAAAAAUGAGCAAUAUUCGGCAUCCUUGCGCAAAACAGGGCAACAAGCCGAAUUCGCAAAGACCGGGGUUGCAGGCUUUUUCUCGGCUUUGAAGCUGUCUUUGCCUUACUAUGCGGCGUAUGCGGCGAUGAGCAAAAUCGUGUCGGCGUUUUCCGAUGCUUUUGAAAUGAUGAAAAAAGUGGAUGACGAGCUUGUAGUUAUCCGCAAGGUUACGGGUAUGUCGGGCGAUGAACUUGAAAAAAUACAAAGCACGGCUUACGAGAAAGCAUCGCAAUACGGCACAUCGGCAGAUUCAUAUUUAGAGUCGGUUGCUCAAUUUUCACGAGCCGGAUAUAAAGCACAGGCGGAGGCACUUGCGGAGCUUGCCACAAAGACAAUGAUUGUCGGCGAUACCACGGCGGAGGUUGCAAAUCAGUUUUUGCUCUCGGUCGAUGCAGGUUAUAAAUAUAAAGGCUCUAUUGAGGCUCUUUCGGCUGUUUUGGACGGUGCAAACGAACUCGACAACAAAUAUGCAACGAGCAUUGAAAAAAUCGCCGAAGGUAUGGGAAUUGUCGCACCGGUCGCGGCACAGGCAAAUGUCGGGAUUGAUGAGCUUGCGGCGGCUAUUGGUACUAUUACCGCAGUAACGCAAAGAAGCGGAUCGGAGACCGCACGAGCGUUACGAGCGCUUUUCCUAAAUAUAAUAGGCGAUACAAAGACAGAGAUAGACGAGGGCGUAACUUGGACUACGGGCGAAAUUGCCGGACUGCGUGAUGUAAUAAACACUUAUGCGCCGGAAGCAGUUAAAGCGGCAGAGGCUACCGGCAGCAUUAUCGACCCUAUGGAAGCCGUUGCAGGACUUUCAAAGGCAAUGAAGGACGGUUUGCUGACGGAGCGGGAGCUUAUGGAAACCGUUUCCGACAUCGGCGGCAAACUGCGCACACCACAGUUGCUUGCCUUGAUACAGAAUUGGGAUAUGUACCAAUCAAUGUUGAAGGACUACGGCAACGCGAUAGGCUCGGCGGACAGGGAAGUUGCAAACGCCCUUGAUUCUUGGAGCAGAAAGACCGAAAUUCUCAAAAACAAGUGGACGGAUUUUCUGCAAAACUUUAUAAACUCCGGCACGGUAAAGGUCGCGCUUGACAUCAUAAUCGGACUUGUCGAAGUACUUGAUACCGAUUUCGGGCAUUUUAUAAUAACGGCAGGCUUGCUUGUUGCCGCAGGAAGCCUUUUAACAAAGGGCAUUACCGCGCUCGGAACAUCAAUCAAAAUAGCCGCCGUCAAUCUGGAAUUGGCAAGGCGUGGUACGGUUACUUGGACUGCGGAAGAGAUAGCGGCGGCAGCAUCGACAGUAACGCUUGGCGAAGCGGUAAAGGCUCUGACCGUUGCGAUGCUUUCAAAUCCUCUGUUUUGGGGCGCGGCGGCGGUCGGACUUAUUGCAGGAAUUGUCGCAAUAGUAGAUGCCUGCACGACCUCGCUUGAAGAGCAAAGGGAAAAAGUAGCCAAGUUGAACGCCGAAUAUGAACAGAUGUUCGGUGUAGGCUCGGAAUACGAUACCCUUAUAAAAAAAGAAGAAGAGCUGACUGCAAAAGAAAAAGCACGCCUUGAAAUCUUAAAAGGCAUAAGAGCCGAAAAAGAAGCAACGACAAAGAUAGAACUUGAUAAAGAGUUUGAACUUUUUCAAGAAAGAGUAAAUAGCACAAAUGUACGAAGCUCAAAAGAAAUGAUUAAGGUGGCAUCAAGAGGUCCGGUAGCAGGUGGCAAACGACUAUCCGAUACAGAACAAGCCGUAUAUGAUCUCUCAAAAGCGUUAAAGGAUAAUUCCGAAGCCUACUAUAAUGCGGAGAUAAGUGCAACCAAGUAUAAAAAUGCUAUUUCUUCGGCGGCAGAGAAACACGCGGAUUUUUACAACGAUCUGAUAAAGUAUCGGGAUGCAGGCUUUGAGCUUACAGAAUUACAAAAUCAGUUUAUAGCCGAAUACGAAGCAACGGCUCUUGCGGAUAUGCAAGAACGCUUAUCGCAUCUUUGGGCGAAGGAAAAAACGGCGUGGAACUCUACAACAGAUGUCAUAAAAGAUUAUAUCCGCAUAAUGGCUGCACUUGCCGAUCAGAAUGACAACAACAGAGGACGAACGAGCGUAGGCUGGGCGCAUAAAGCAUGGCAAGAGCAACAUUCUUAUAAAGCAUGGCAAGAGCAACAUUCUUAUUGGCUCGACUUGUUAGGUGACCUUGAAGAAGCAGAAAAAGCCGAGGAAGAAGCGGCAGAGGCAGAAAAAGCCGAGGAAGAAGCGGCAGAGGCAGAAAAAAAGACAAGCGGCACAGGCGGAAGCGGCACUGACCAAAAGCGAAAAGCACUUGAAGCCAUUGUCAAUCUGCGCAAAUCCGAGCUUAAAUAUUUGCAGGAAAGCGGAGCAUCGGAAAGUGAGCAAAUCGCAAAAUUGCGCGAGGUACAAGAUGCUUUGCACAAUGAAGCGGAAUAUUUGCGGACGACUCCCGAAUAUCUUGCAAAAAGCGCAGAGGCAUUAAAGGAUGUUGUUGACCUUUCGGCGGAAUGGUGGAGCGUUGACAAGCAAAUCGCCGACAUAAAUCAAAAGAUUAUUGACAAGCAAAACGAGCAAAUAAAACAGCAGCUUGAAUACGCAAAACAGGCAAGGGACGACCGUGUUUCCGCUUUGGAAAAAGAGCUUGAUGCGUUAGAUGCAGAGCUUUCGGGACUUAAAAAGAAAAAUGAGGAAGAAAAAAAGCAAAACGAACUGAUAGAAAAGCGAAUUGCUCUUGAAAAUGCCUUAAAUGAGCGAAAUGUCAGAGUUUUCAAUGCGCAGACGGGGCGGUUUGAAUGGGUUGCAAAUCAACAGACAGUUGAAAAAGCAAGAAAAGAUUAUUCAAAUGCGCUGACCGAAAUCGAGAUAAGUGCGAGCGAAGAAAGAAUAAAUGCAAGGAUUGCCGAUGUCAAAUUGCAAAUCGAAGAGGUCAAAAGGCAGUACGACCGGCUUGAAAAGCUGAUAAACAGUGCCGACAAUGAGCAAAAUCACGCAGCAGCUUCUACCGAAAUAAAGAAUUAUAUGAGUGGAAGCUCUUAUACCGGCAGUUACAAUGCGGACGGAACGAAAACGGUAAAAGUAAAUCCUGACGGGAAUGCGCCGAAAGGAUUGCUUGUGGGCGACAAGGUGAUAACAGGCGGCGGAACAUAUGAAAUAACGGGAUUUAAGCCCGGAGGCGGAUACGAAAGCCGGCUUUUAAGCGAGGCGCAAAGCAAUCCUACACAGAUAAGCACUACGCAAAACAAAAUAGGCACGCAAAACAACGGCAACAUAUACAAUGUAAGCGGUAUCAAGUUAAGCGAAGCGCAGGCGAAAUCCACAACGCUUUAUGAGCUUGCACAGCGGGCGGAAGGUCUCGGAAUAUACAAUAAUAAUUAA